Magallana angulata is the source of this 342-nucleotide messenger RNA. RefSeq lists its product as uncharacterized. Bases 1 to 342 code for a protein of 113 amino acids. NCBI's taxonomy places the organism in Eukaryota, Metazoa, Mollusca, Bivalvia, Ostreida, Ostreidae. The transcript is spliced from 5 exons. Gene Ontology annotation, molecular function: nucleic acid binding. The record is from RefSeq and is a predicted model, not a curated record. Gene Ontology annotation, biological process: DNA integration.
AUGAAGUUUAUGAAAGAAAUAGAUCCCAUCGGAUGUGAGUUCAGAAGAAGACGUAGAAUUAUACGUCGAAUUUAUAAAUCUAGUGGCCCGAAUGAUACUUGGCAUAUUGACGGAUAUGACAAACUGAAGCCGUAUGGGUUGUCUAUUCAUGGUUGCAUCGAUGGAUACUCCAGAAAAAUCAUGUGGUUGCGUGUUGGGUCAUCUAACAAUGACCCUACUGUGAUAGCAAGAUACUACCUGAGGUGCGUGAUGGAAUGUGGUGGCUGUCCCUCUCUGCUUCAAUCGGAUCCUGGCACAGAAAACGUCUUGGUAGGCAGGAGUCCAAACGUAGCAGAAAAUUGA